AUGGCCGCACCACUUCCCAGUCGCAGCCGAGUACUUGUACUCGGAUCGGGGAACUUUGGUUGCUGUUUGGCCGAUCAUCUUGCCGACUCUGAACACGAUGUCGUGUUAUGGAGUCGCAAUGCUGAGGCUGUCAAGUCCCUCAACGAGACUCACAAGCAUCCUCACUACCUCAAAGGCCAUACCUUCCCAGAAUCGAUCAAAGCCAUUGGACCGCAGCUCCCUGAUUCGGAAACUCUGAGCAGUGCAGAUGUCAUCCUCUUCGCUAUACCUACACCUGGUUUGCGAGCAAUUCUGAAAGAGAUCAAUAAUCGAUGGGAUCCUUCGAGCCUUCCCCUAAUCAUCUUCGUCAACAAAGGCAUUGAAGUUGGCACGAAAGCGCUGACUCUUGAGAUUAUCGCGGAUACUUGUGGAGCAGAAGUCGCUAAAGUAGCGACAUUUUUGUCUGGCCCUUCUUUUGCAACAGAAAUCAUCAAUCGUCAGCCCACCAAUGUAUCUGUUGUGUCAUUGUCUCUGCAGCAUGCACAGCGCGCUGCAGCCGUGUUCCAUCAGCCAUGGUUCAGAUGUUAUGCGGGAAAUGACCCAAUAGGCGUCCAACUCGCUGGGGCCUUGAAAAAUGUGUAUGCAUUGGCUGUUGGGGCUGCAUCCGGUCUUGGGUAUGAGAACAAUACCCGUGCCGGAUUAAUAACGCGUUCAUUAGCAGAAAUGACACGGAUAGGGGCUGCAUAUGGAGCAUCCCCGUUAACGUUCUUAACAUUGGCAGGUGUUGGCGACUUGUUCCUGACAUGCAGCUCACCGACAUCAAGAAAUUACACAGUUGGUUACCGUCUUGGGAAGGGCGAAGCAUUAAAAGACAUCCUUAACACAUUAGGUAGUGUCGCAGAAGGUGUUUCGACGGCUGAAGCGGUUUACGAGAUUGUUCAAGACUUUGGGGUGCACGCACCCAUUGCCACCGCUGUGUACGAAGUACUCUACCGUGGGGUGCCACUGGCGGAUAUGGCGCAGAAUUUGAUGUCGCAACCCCUGGCAAAUCAGGAAAUGGACUUGCCUGGCCGUGCCGGUGGACCUGUGGAAAAGUUGAUGAACAAGUUGGGGCUAUCGCUUGCGAACGCAACCGCGGCGUGA
Messenger RNA from Cantharellus anzutake, 1122 nucleotides. Its product is annotated as NAD-dependent glycerol-3-phosphate dehydrogenase. The transcript has 11 exons. Gene Ontology annotation, molecular function: glycerol-3-phosphate dehydrogenase [NAD(P)+] activity; NAD binding. The record is from RefSeq and is a predicted model, not a curated record. NCBI's taxonomy places the organism in Eukaryota, Fungi, Basidiomycota, Agaricomycetes, Cantharellales, Hydnaceae. The coding region runs from base 1 to 1122 and encodes 373 amino acids. Gene Ontology annotation, biological process: glycerol-3-phosphate catabolic process; carbohydrate metabolic process. Gene Ontology annotation, cellular component: glycerol-3-phosphate dehydrogenase (FAD) complex; cytosol.